GUAUCUUUAACACGUACAGUAGCAACGGAGAUCAAUCUAUCAUUAUGUUUUAGUCUCGAUUACUGACAGAUUAAGGCGAACACCAUGCAUGUGGACGUAGUGACACUGACUUCUGUCAUUCUUUGCUUUCCUUUGCUCGUAUUAUCUGACCCACUAUAUGUGCUGUCGGCUCCUAACCUACUGGGAGUGGGUUCAUCUGCAAAAGUGUUAGUGGAGGCGCAGGAUUACACUGGAGGAAGCCUGCACGUGAAGAUCUCUGUCAAAAACCACCCGAAGAAAAACCUGGAGAUCCUGUCAAAAACAGUGACACUGACCGCGCAAAACAGUUUCCAGAUCCUCACAGAUAUAAAGAUCCGCGAUGAUCAGAAAUUCUUCUCUGAUGACCCUCUGGAGAAGCAGUAUGUGUAUCUGCAAGCUAUUUUCCCGACUCACACCCUGGAGAAAGUGGUCUUGCUGUCGUUCCAGUCUGGAUAUUUGUUUGUACAGUCGGACAAGCCCAUCUACACGCCUGGUAGCACGGUGAAUUACAGGAUCUUCUCUUUAACCCCGGAUCAUCUUCCGUUUGAUGGAGCUUCGAUCUCCGUUGAUAUUAUGAAUCCUCAAGGCAUCACACUGGAAAGGGAUAAAUUCAUGCCAAGAGGAGGCAUCGGGACUGAAAACUUUGCCUUGACUGAACUUGCCAGUUCUGGGGUUUGGAAGUUGAUCGCCAGAUACACAAACACCCCGCAGAAAAACUUCACCACCGAGUUUGAGGUUAAGGAAUACGUGCUGCCCAGCUUUGAAGUCAACUUGCAUCCAAGCAAACCUUUCUUCUAUGUGAACCAAGGAUCUCUGACUGUGGACAUAUCAGCCAAGUAUUUGUUUGGUAAUAAGGUGCGAGGAAGUGCAUUUGUGGUGUUUGGAUUGGUGGACGGUGAGAAGAAAAUCAGCAUAGCAGCUUCACUGCAGAGAGUUCAGAUCUAUGAUGGAGAAGGAGAAGCCGAGCUGACGGAUGAAAUGAUCAAGCAAACCUUCCCAGAAAUCCAGGAGCUGGUGGGAAAAUCCAUCUACAUUUUAGCCAGUGUUUUAACAGAGUCUGGCAGUGAAAUGGUGGAUGCGGAAAAGAAAGGCAUUCGGAUUGUGACGUCUCCAUACUCCAUCUAUUUCAAACGAACACCGCAAUUCUUCAAACCUGGGAUGUCCUUCGAUGUCUCGGUCUACGUAACAAAUCCUGAUGGGACUCCUGCUCAAAACGUGGAGGUGGAGCUCAAUCCUGGAGGGGUUAGAGGUCAGACAAAACCCAACGGCAUCACUAAAGUGACCAUCAACACACUGGGAGGAUCUUCUACAUUGGAGAUCACUGCGAAUACUAAAGAUCCGCAGUUAAGCGCUGACCAGCAGGCAGUGAAGAAGAUGACUGCUCGAGCCUACAAACCCAAAGGUGCCAACAAUUACCUGCACAUCGGCAUCGACGCCGCAGAGCUUGAGAUUGGGGAUCAGAUGAAGGUCAAUCUGAACCUGGGAAAUGGUGCUGGAGUGGUAAACCAGGAUUUCACAUAUAUGAUCAUGAGUAAAGGUCAGAUUGUUCAAGCAAACCGGUUUAAGAGACAAGGACAAGCUCUAGUCACUCUGUCUUUACCUGUGACCAAAGAAAUGGUGCCGUCCUUCCGCUUUGUGGCUUAUUACCAUGUGGGCUCGUCUGAGGUGGUGUCUGAUUCAGUCUGGGUCGAUGUGAAGGAUACGUGCAUGGGAAAGCUCAAAGUGGAGGUGAAGGACCCGAUGCUGUUUGGCCCAGGAGAUCAGCUCAGCUUGAAGAUCACCGGAGAUCCUGGAGCUAAAGUUGGCCUGGUGGCAGUAGACAAGGGCGUAUAUGUCCUCAAUGACAAACACAGACUCACUCAGACUAAGAUCUGGGAUGUGGUUGAAAAGCACGAUACCGGCUGCACCGCUGGAAGUGGACAGGACAGUAUGGGGGUUUUCAGAGAUGCCGGACUCUUGUUUGAGUCACACACCGCAGGAGGAACCAAAACGAGAACGGAAAAAGAGUGCCCCACCCCGCUUAAGAGAAAAAGGAGAGCUGGGAGUAUCCAUCAGGUCACCAGGACACUGGCUGGUCAGUACUCGGAUCAUGAACUGAAGAAGUGCUGUGUGGACGGGAUGGUGGAGAACACGCUUGGCUACACGUGUGAGCGAAGAGCCACGUUCAUCACUGACAGUCAAGAGUGUAUUGAGGCGUUUGUGCACUGCUGCAAGCUGAUCACAGAACACCGGGUCAAAUACAAUGCUGAAAAAGAGCUCUUUCUGUCCCGCAGUGAGGAUGAUGACUUUGAUGAGGACAUGGAUGAUCUGAUUGUACGCACGCAGUUUCCUGAAAGCUGGCUCUGGGAGGAGAUCACUCUACCAGCCUGCCUACCAAACCAGCAGUGCACUGAAACGUCUACUUUACGAACUGGAAUCUUCCUGAAGGACUCCAUCACGACCUGGCAGAUCUCAGCCAUCGGCCUGUCCAAAACCCUUGGAAUAUGUGUGGCAAAUCCUUAUGACAUCGUGGUCAAGAAGGAUUUUUUCAUCGAUCUGAAGAUGCCUUAUUCAGUGGUGCGCAAUGAACAAGUGGAAAUAAAGGCUAUUAUUCACAAUUACAGCAAUCAGAAGCUGCAGCAGGUAAAUGUUAGGUUUAAGACAUCGGAGGGCAUCUGCAGCAGCGCUGGCAAAAAAAAGAUCGGCAGGCUGAGGGUUUCUGUUGACCUCAUGUCCUCCAGAGCCGUUCCUCUUAUUAUUAUUCCCAUGGAUGUGGAUGAGCAAUGGAUCGAAGUUGAAGCUUACAGCUCCAAUCGCAAUGACGCAAUAAGAAAGAGCCUGAAGGUGGUGCCUGAGGGAGUGCUAACCGAAGUCAAGGAGAACAUUAUUGAGAUCAACCCUUCAAAGCACCCAGAUGGCAAGCAGAUCAUCGCAAUGAGGAGCGACAUUCCACGCCGAAAAGUUCCCAACACACCUGCUUCCACACUGAUCUCAGUGAUUGGUGAAGAGAUUACACGCACAGUCGAGCAGGCCAUCAGCGGACAUUUCAUGGGUGAACUCAUUGUCCUUCCUCACGGAUGUGGAGAGCAGAACAUGAUCUUAAUGACUUUACCAGUCAUCGCCACUCAUUAUCUGGACAACACCAAACAGUGGGAGUCUGUGGGCAUCGACCGCCGAAAUGAAGCCAUUGGCCAUAUCAAAACUGGUUAUCAGCAGCAGCUGGUCUACCGUAAUCCUGAGGGAUCAUAUGCUGUCUGGGCCAAUAAACCAGGAUCAACAUGGUUGACUGCGUAUGUGGCGAAGGUGUUUGCGAUGGCCAAUGACCUGAUCACCGUUGAGGAGAAAGUGAUCUGCGAUGGCCUCAGGUGGUUGGCCACACAGAAACAGCGGGCAGACGGCACGUUUAAAGAAGACGUCGCUGUGUACCACAGCGAGAUGAUCGGUAAUGUGCGAGAGGAUGCGGACGCCUCUCUGACUGCAUUUGUCCUGAUCGCCAUGCAGGAAGGAAGUCAGAUCUGUGCUAAAUCUGUUCAAAAUCUUCAGAGCAGUAUGAAUAAAGCCGUGCGUUACCUGACGCUCAGAAUUCACACUCUCACCAGCCCUUAUGCUGUCGCUAUCAGCUCCUACGCUUUGGCCCAUGCUGGAAAACUGAAUAAAGUCAUUCUGAGGAGCCACUCCACUGAAAGCAAAGAUGGUGUGUAUUGGCAAGUUCCUGGAUCACAGCAUCACUCUCUGGAGGCCACUGGUUACGCAGCGCUUGCACUGGUGGCAGCCAAAGAUUUCGAGAGCGCCGGGCAGGUGGUGCGCUGGCUGGGAAAGCAACAAACUCGCUAUGGAGGCUAUGGCACUACUCAGGCCACCAUCAUUGUCUUCCAAGCCGUGGCUGAGUAUCGCAUUCAGGUCAAGAAGGAAGACAUUUUUCUGAACCUAGACCUCGCUGUGCAGGAGAGAGCCGAGAAAACCAAGAUCUCCAUAAGACAGUCUAAUCUGCCAGUUGCACGCACAGACAAGUUCGACAUUACGAAGAGCUUCAACAUCACAGCUCAGGGGUCUGGGGUGGCCAUGUUGUCGGUCUUUUCUGUGUAUUAUGCUCUGCCUGAAGAGAACGAAAACGACUGUACUGCAUUUGACCUCAGCGUGCAGAUGGAGAAACAGCCUGGUGGAGUCCCUGAAACUUACGAGCUCACCAUCGAGUAUAUUUUCAAGGACCAAAAAAGAAGCUCAACCAUGACAAUUUUGGACAUCAGCCUGCUGACGGGGUUUAAAGUGGAUGAACGUGACCUUAUAAAGUUAUCCGCUGGCAAGGACCGCUACAUUCAGAGCUUUGAGCUGAACAAGGAGCUGUCAGAGCGAGGAUCUCUUAUCAUCUACAUUGAUCGGGUUUCUAAUAAAGAGAAGGAAAGGCUUGUCUUCAGGAUGCAGAAGAUUAAUGAAGUGGGAAUGUUGCAGCCGGUCGGCAUUACUAUAUAUGAAUACAACACUCCAGAUAAGCGCUGUGUGAAGUUCUACCAUCCUUAUAAGACAGGCGGUGCGCUGAACAGACUGUGCAGUGAUGAGCUGUGCCAGUGUGCUGAAGAGAAGUGCAGUUUGCAAAGGAAUGAACACAUCGACGAGGACCAGCGGGAUGAAAAGGCCUGUGAAAAUCAAGUGGAGUACGUCUAUAAAACCAGGGUGGUGGACACGAGCUUCUCUCUGCACGCAGACACUUAUAGCAUGAACAUUGAGCAUGUGCUGAAGGAAGGCACCGAUCACGAUGCGUUUGGGAAAAUGAGAUCGUUCUUGGCUCAUCCAAACUGUAGAGAGUUCCUGAAACUUGAAAAGGGCAAGACGUACCUGAUCAUGGGCCAGACCAAAACCCUUCCCAGGAUUGGCGGAAAGCUGCGGUACCACUUGGGUGAAGACACUUGGAUUGAAUACUGGCCGACAGAAACGGAGGGCCAGACGCAACAGUAUCGGAAAAAGUAUAUUGCCAUUUCCUCACUCGCCAACAAGCUUGAACGAGUUGGCUGCUCCACAUAAACCUGUUUCUGAGCUGAAAUGAGUUUGUUAAUCUAUAACCGCAUUACAGCCAUGUCUUUGCUUUUAAUUCUAAUAUAUUUCUGGCUUCGUUAGCAUUUGUGGGCAUUUAGUACAUUCAGUUUGCUCAGUUAAAUUGGUUUCAUCCUUUUAUCAUGUUCUAGAAAUCAUGUUAGAUUUUGAGUUGUUGGAAAUAUUAUUUAAAUUUAAUGUCGUGAAUAAGCAUAAAACAGUUUGGACACUCUGUUUUGUGAAAGAAGCAGGCUGAAUGUCCAUAAAGUUUGUGAUGUUCAAUUUGGCCAGCUAACUUCAUGGUUGAAGGUAUAUAAUUAAUUUCAAGUACAGUGUAGUUUACAUCAGUUUAACACCAAUAGCCAUUACUGUGUUUUCAUUUACACUUAUGCAUUUGGCAGAUGCUUUUAUCCAAAGUCAUUGUAAGUGUGGUGAUGGCAUAGUUUUUUCAUUCACAACAUUAGUAUCAAACCUAAAUUUUGGACGUAAUUCAAGGGUUAACCUAGUGCCUGUCAACUGAAAUGUAAUCAUGUGAAACCACUAGUCAAAUAAAAGUUGCAACAUAAUA
Messenger RNA from Danio aesculapii, 5593 nucleotides. RefSeq names its product complement C3 (gene c3a.5). The record is from RefSeq and is a predicted model, not a curated record. Gene Ontology annotation, molecular function: endopeptidase inhibitor activity; protein binding. NCBI's taxonomy places the organism in Eukaryota, Metazoa, Chordata, Actinopteri, Cypriniformes, Danionidae. Gene Ontology annotation, cellular component: extracellular region.